Messenger RNA from Staurois parvus, 473 nucleotides. NCBI's taxonomy places the organism in Eukaryota, Metazoa, Chordata, Amphibia, Anura, Ranidae. The record is from the annotation of a GenBank genome assembly.
AGUGGGAAUAAUGUCCCUUACAUUGGAGGUCAGUUGGAAGAAUGUCCCUUACGUUGGAGGUCAGUUGGAAGAAUGUCCCUUACGUUGGAGGUCAGUUGGAAGAAUGCCCCUUACAUUGGAGGUCAGUGGGAAGAAUGUCCCUUACGUUGGAGGUCAGCGGGAAGAAGGUCCCUUACAUUAGAGGUCAGAGGGAAGAAUGUCCCUUACGUUGGAGGUCAGAGGGAAGAAGGUCCCUUACAUUAGAGGUCAGAGGGAAGAAUGUCCCUUACAUUGGAAGUCAGUUGGAAGAAUGUCCCUUAUGUUUGUGGUCAUUAGGAAGAAUAUUCCUUACAUUGGAAGUCAGAGGGAAGAAUGUCCCUUACAUUGGAGGUCAGUUGGAAGAAUGUCCCUUACAUUGGAGGUCAGUGGGAAGAAUGUCCCUUACGUUGGAGGUCAGAGGGAAGAAGGUCCCUUACAUUAGAGGUCAGAGGGAA